AGUUUUAAAAGGUGUAAAGCAAAAUUAAUAGACUUGUUUUUCUAGUCUUAUUUUUAUGGAAACAAUAAGAUUGUGUCUGAGACAUUAAUAAAGUUCUAUUAAUUGUUUUUCUCAGAGUAUGGCAUUAUAUGUAGUAGAAUAUCAGACAUCCAUUAAUAAUUGUUAAUGUGUUUUUCGCUAGUGUAUUGUGAAAUUAUUUGUGCAGACAAUAGAUAAUAUUAAAUUUACAAAAGCAAAGACGGAGAAAUAAUUUUUAUACAAAAUUCAAAUUGAGUUCACAAAACUUUUGUCAAAGUAUGAAAUUGGAUCUGUGGAUUCAUUAAUGAAACUGUCAAGGUGUAGUGUUUCUUCAUUUUGAAUGAAUUUUGUAUAGACCAGAAUUUGGGAUUCAACUUUAUAUCAAACUGGAAUGGUUUGGUAUGGUAGUCUAAUAAUUCAGCACCGCUAAUCUAAAUAUUUCUACAGGUAUAUUUAAUUCGUAGAAUUCAAAAUGAGGCCUGGAUUGCAUGGGAAUUUACUGCGGAACAGUAGACAGAGGUCACACAGAUUAAAUAGCAAUAGACCUCAUACGUUUUCUCUAAGUAGAUUAUUGAUGAUGGUAUUUGUUGGAGCUAUAAUGUUUAUACCUGGAUUAACUCUCACUGUGAUAGGAUUACAAAAAGCAGCCAAGAAUGAAUUACAACCGGCAGAAAGAGUAAUGUACAAAGUAGUUGGACCAUCUCUGUGUGUACUAGGAUUAGGUACCUUAUUAGCAGCAGGUAUUUAUUAUUGUUGCUAUGCAGUAGGUGAUGAUGGCAGACGUAAAAAUAAUUCUCAUCAUGCAGCUUUGGUAAGCCAAGAAUCAGAGCGCCAUCAUCAUCACCAUCACCAUCACCAUGGCAACGGUGCUAGUUCAUCACAGCGUCGUCAUAGUAACACACCAUCUCGCACAGAGGAAGAUCAUGAAAACAGAGUGCCCUUAGCUUAUAUUGAUGAAGAUAUUUCAUCACCUACAAUUCAAAUUGACAAUGUUAGUGAUAAUCAGAAACUUCAACCUGGUCUAGAUAUACCUGAAGUUCGUAUUUCCCCAUGUUCUAGUUAUCAUGUGAUGAGAAUUAUUGUGUUAUGUACAGUGUUUGAACAAGGUAGAUUGUUAAAAGCUCAUAUUGAUAUUGUUUAUCCAAUAGGACAAUUCUGUCAAGUUAAUGUCAAGUAUAUGAUACAAAAUUAA
Molecule: messenger RNA, 1210 nt
Organism: Lottia gigantea (owl limpet)
Lineage: Eukaryota; Metazoa; Mollusca; Gastropoda; Lottiidae
Exons: 6
Coding region: 491-1210 (239 amino acids)
Source: RefSeq, a predicted model, not a curated record